Molecule: messenger RNA, 1585 nt
Organism: Colossoma macropomum (tambaqui)
Lineage: Eukaryota; Metazoa; Chordata; Actinopteri; Characiformes; Serrasalmidae
Product: gastricsin-like
Biological process (GO): proteolysis
Molecular function (GO): aspartic-type endopeptidase activity
Source: RefSeq, a predicted model, not a curated record
UGGUAUGAGUAUAUAAGGGCCUCGGUGUGUGAGAGGCCGGCGUGUUCAUUCAGCUAGGCGGAGCACAGAAAUCACUAUGAAGAGUCUGAUCGUCCUCGUGGCGUGCCUCGUCCUCUCAGAGGCCAUCAUCAGGGUUCCCCUGAAGAAGUGUAAGUCAAUCAGGGAGACUCUGCGGGAGAAGGGAAUCCAUCUGCCCUACAGUGAUCCCGCCCUCAAAUAUCAGCGCCCUGAGGUCCUGGCCACCAGCACCAUCGAGCCCAUGACCAACUAUGCUGAUUCGUCCUACUAUGGUGUGAUCAGUGUUGGCACUCCGGCCCAGUCCUUCCGGGUUCUCUUUGACACUGGGUCUUCCAAUCUGUGGGUUGACUCUGUCUAUUGCAGCGCCCAGGCAUGCACCACUCAUACCCAGUUCAACCCUCAGGAGUCCUCCACCUACCAAUCCACCUCCCAAACCUUCUACGUGUCCUAUGGAGCUGGAUAUCUCGAUGGCGUCUUUGGAUAUGACACCGUGACUCUGUCUGGCAUCACCAUCCCCAACCAAGAUAUUGGUCUGAGCACCAACGAGCCUGGCGAGAACUUCGUGGUGGCUCAGUUUGAUGGAAUCCUUGGUCUGGCUUACCCAUCCCUUGCUGUCGGCAGUCAGACGCCCCUUAUGGAUACGAUGAUGCAACAGGGUCUCCUGGAGCAAGACUUGUUUGCUGUCUAUCUGAGCGCGAAUGAGCAAUCCGGCAGUGAGGUGGCUUUCGGUGGAGUGGACCAGAACAUGUAUCAGGGUGAAAUCUACUGGACCCCUGUGACUUCUGAGACCUACUGGCAAAUUGGCAUUCAAGAGUUUCUGAUUGGAGGACAACAGACUGGCUGGUGCUCCCAGUACAGCGGCUGCCAGGCCAUUGUGGACACUGGUACCUCUGCGCUCACUGCCCCUCAGUCAUAUCUGUCCAGCCUGAUGCAGUCUAUUGGAGCAGAGGAGAACAGUUAUGGAGAGUAUGCUGUGGACUGCAGCACGGCAGGCAAUCUCCCCAGUCUGACCUUUGUCAUUAGUGGAACGGAAUUCAAUCUGUCUCCCUCUGCCUACAUCCAGGAGACCCAGAGUGGCUACUGCACCGUGGCCAUCACCCCCACCUACCUGCCCUCUCAGAAUGGCCAGCCCCUCUGGAUCUUUGGAGAUGUGUUCCUCAGGGUGUUCUACUCUGUGUACGACCGCGCCAACAACCAAGUGGGCUUUGCCACUGCUGCCUGAACACCAUCGCCAAUACAACACUCCUAACAGCUCAAAGGCUUCACAGACUUUACCCACAUGUCUAAUGGAAGCUAGAGUCUCCUUAGCAACAUCAUUAAUACUUCUCAUUAAUUGCAUUGACAUUGGAAGAUCGCUGUUGGCAGCCUGUGACUAGCCAAUAAAAAGCCUGCAGAUGUUUUUCUUGAAAUCUGAUUUUUUUUUUUUAAUGACAGUAAUAGACAAACACAAUCAGUCAUAAUCGAAAUGUAUAUUUUUAAAAAUCCCCUAUUCAAUAUAUUGAAACAAUAUUUCACUCACUGUUUAUUGGAGCAUUUAGAUCAAAAUAAAAAAGCAAACUGCACAGUC